CUUGUGACGGUUCUACAAUCGCAGUACCCUGGACCUCUCUCGACAUAUACCUCUCUCGCCCCUGCUGCGGUGUGAGGUGUCGCUACUGAACCGAAGCCUCGAGAAGCAAAGGAGAAGGCGAGCGCGUUAGGGUCCAGAUCGCAGGAGAGCAACAAUGGCGACCGUGAUGCAAAAGAUUAAAGACAUUGAAGACGAGAUGGCGAGGACACAAAAAAAUAAAGCUACAGCCCACCAUCUUGGUCUGCUUAAGGCUAAACUUGCAAAGUUACGUCGGGAACUAUUGGCACCUCCAUCUAAAGGUGGUGCUGGUGGUGGUGAAGGCUUUGAUGUCACUAAGAGUGGAGAUUCCCGUGUUGGUUUAGUUGGGUUUCCCUCUGUUGGAAAAUCAACACUGCUUAACAAGUUAACUGGCACUUUUUCAGAGGUUGCUUCUUAUGAAUUUACAACCUUGACUUGUAUUCCAGGUGUGAUCAUGUAUAAAGGUGCUAAGAUUCAGUUGUUGGAUCUUCCAGGGAUUAUUGAGGGUGCAAAGGAUGGAAAGGGUAGAGGAAGGCAGGUGAUUAGCACUGCUAGGACAUGCAAUUGUAUUUUGAUUGUUCUUGAUGCGAUAAAACCGAUAACUCACAAGAGGCUUAUUGAGAAAGAGCUUGAGGGAUUUGGCAUAAGGUUAAAUAAGGAACCCCCUAACUUGACCUUCAGAAGAAAAGACAAGGGGGGCAUCAACUUCACAUCAACUGUUGCAAAUACACACUUGGACCUUGAAACAGUGAAGGCAAUUUGUAGCGAAUAUAGGAUGCAUAAUGCUGAUAUUUCUCUUCGAUAUGAUGCCACUGCUGAUGAUCUCAUAGAUGUUAUUGAGGGAAGCAGAGUCUAUACACCGUGCAUCUACGUUGUGAACAAGAUUGACCAAAUUACACUCGAAGAGCUGGAAAUCCUAGACAAACUUCCCCACUACUGUCCUAUCAGUGCUCACCUGGAAUGGAAUCUUGAUGGCCUUCUUGAAAAGAUCUGGGAGUAUCUUGAUCUGACUCGCGUCUACACAAAGCCAAAGGGAAUGAACCCUGAUUACGAGGACCCUGUGAUCCUGUCAUCCAAGAAGAGGACCGUUGAAGACUUCUGCAACAAAAUCCACAAAGACAUGGUGAAACAAUUCAAAUAUGCAUUGGUUUGGGGUUCAAGCGUGAAGCAUAAGCCCCAGAGAGUUGGAAAGGAACACGAGCUUGAAGAUGAAGAUGUAGUUCAAAUAAUAAAGAAGGUCUAAACAAAGUUAUAAAAAAAAAAAAUAUCACUCGAGAAUAAUAGGUUUAGUGAUUAGCGGUGCAGUGUGGCUUAGUCUAGAUGAGUUCCUGUUGCACAAGUGUUUCACCUGUACUUCACUGUACGUCAAGAUCAAUGGUCUUUGUAAACUGACCUUUUCCUCUUGUGGCUGUACUUUGUAUAAUUACAGAGUUAAUGCUAAAACAACGGAUAGAACGUUGCAUGGCA
Elaeis guineensis (African oil palm) is the source of this 1485-nucleotide messenger RNA. Its product is annotated as developmentally-regulated G-protein 3. NCBI's taxonomy places the organism in Eukaryota, Viridiplantae, Streptophyta, Magnoliopsida, Arecales, Arecaceae. Gene Ontology annotation, molecular function: GTPase activity; GTP binding. The record is from RefSeq and is a predicted model, not a curated record.